Messenger RNA from Momordica charantia (bitter melon), 3077 nucleotides. NCBI's taxonomy places the organism in Eukaryota, Viridiplantae, Streptophyta, Magnoliopsida, Cucurbitales, Cucurbitaceae. The record is from RefSeq and is a predicted model, not a curated record.
UUCUAUCAAUCUUUUUCAUUUAUAUAUAUUCUACCUUCUUUUGAUGUAUUUAUUACUCAUCUCAUUUAUCAUCACUUUGCUUUUUAAAAAUAUCUGAAUAUUCUUCAUGUUAGUGUAAAAAUAUAUGCAUCAGUUUUAUUAAUCAAUAUAAUUAAUAAUAGUGAAUAGUGAUUAUUUGAGGAUUGAGGAUUACUUGAACAAAUAUUUACCUGUCAUCCAAUAAUUCAAACAAUUUAUGUAACUUGUUGUGCGGGCGGCUUUUUCUAAUGUAUCUAUUGAAAUUUUCAGAAAUAUGAAUCAUUGCAAUUUUUGUUGCUACUAACAUUUAUAUUCUAGGACAUCUGACAAUGGUAACUGAAUUUCGAAAUGAAAUGGUUCAAGUCUCUAUGUUGUGCUGAGAAUUUGAACUAAACAAUGUAUUGUGACUACAAUCCAAGAACUUGCUUUGUUAUUUGUCAUUUGUCAACAUAAUUUUUAGAGCUAUCUUGAUCUUACUUUGAACGUCUGAGAUCUUCUUUUGCUAUUUCAAGUUAGAAAAAUGUUACAUCAUUGUUAUUUCAGUAACUCUCUUGCAAUUUAGACUAUUUAUUUGUAAAUGGUUGAAAUAGAACAUGAAAUGCAGAGUACUACAGUGUACGGGUAAAAGGGACAUUAGAGUAAUCUAUUAUCAUAUCAGUGAUAAAAGGGAAACACGAUAGGUCAGUUACUCAGUUACUCAACUCUCCACAAAAAAAAAAAAAAAAGGAAAAAAUCUGGAUUUUCUUCACAGCCGAGGAAAUUGUUACUCCAGUGCUCAUCAAUCAUAUUAUAAUGACUGCAUAAUGAUCAACCAUAAUGUGAAUAAACAAGACUUUUGAAAUUGGAGGUUAGAUUGAUUGGGAAGCAAUUUUCUUCAUAUUUUAAGGCCAGGGUGUUCAAUAUCCCCACUUAUGGCAAAGGUUGGGUUCUGGUAAAUGAAGUUCGAAACAGUGUGUUAAUGCACCUAUCACCAGUGGAAGAAAUCUACUAAGGGAGGAGGAAGUUACUCUUUUCAGAUCCAUGACUGAGUGGAUAGGUACACAGAGGCCAAACCUAAAAUUGGAUGAAUUGUCAGGGAAUGCAGGGGUACUUAUUGGAAUAUCAUGUUCUCAUUAAAAAAUUUUAGCACAUGCAUAUCGCUUGAUAUGUUUGGUUCAUUAUGCAUGGUGCAAAUGAUAAAUGUGCCCAGACUUUUCUCUGUAACUUCUUUCAUAUGCCUCUUGGUUUAUUCUUGUGAUCCUUUUAAUUACCUAGGUGGAGGAUGCCUUUAUCCUUGGGCCUAUCUUUGUGACUUAGUGUUUCUGAGGGGAAGAACUGAUAGUUUUGCUCUUUUAUUAUUCUUCUUCUUGUUCCAUGUUUUUUGCUCUGGUUUUUAGAUAUGCUUUUGACUCAAUGUCUAUUAUCUGUUGGCUGGAAGAAGCAAUUAAUUGCAGAUCUAGUAAAGAUACAACAUGAUGGGACUGUAGAAGUUGAUAUAGAGAAAAAUUCCCCUGCUGCUUCGGAACUGUUAAAGCUUCAUCCUGCCUUGGAAGGGACAUCUGUCAGAGUUGAUGGUGUCAUUUCUGAUUCCGUCAAAUUGAUUCCAAGGCUGAAGAUUGCAAUACUUGUGGUUGGAACAAGAGGAGAUGUGCAGCCUUUCUUGGCCAUUGCAAAGAAGCUUCAGGAAUUUGGGCAUCAUGUUAGGCUUGCCACUCAUACUAAUUUCAGCAACUUCGUGAAGUCUGCUGCUGUUGACUUUUAUCCUCUUGGUGGUGAUUCUCGUGAUUUGGCUGAAUAUAUGACCAGAAAUAAAGGUUUCAUUCCAUCUGGACCUGGAGAAAUAUCUUUAGGAAGGAAACAUCUAAACGUCGUUAUAGAGUCCAUACUUCCCGCUUGCACGGAACCAGAUCUAGAAACUGGGACGCCUUUUAUGGCUCAGGCAAUUAUUGCAAACCCUCCUGCUUAUGGACAUACAGAUGUUGCUGAAGCUCUUCGUGUACCUUUGCAUUUCUUCUUUACAAUGCCUUGGACGCCUACAAAUGAAUUUCCUCAUCCAUUGGCACGUGUACCCCAAAAUACAGGUCAUUGGCUUUCUUUUAUCGUUGUGGAAUUAUUGAUAUGGUGGGGAAGGAGGAGAUGCAUUAAUGACUUCAGGAGCAAGAAGUUGAAGCUUGCUCCCAUUUCAUAUUUUAGUACAUAUCGCAGAUCAAUUUCUCAUUUACCUACGACCUAUAUGUGGAGUCCCCACGUUGUACCAAAGCCAAAAGAUUGGGGACCUUCAGUUGAUGUUGUUGGCUAUUGUUUCAUGGAUCUUGGAUCCAAGUAUCAACCUGAAGAUGUGGUCAUUCAGUGGAUGCAAAAAGGAACAAAGCCCAUAUACAUAGGAUUCGGGAGCAUGCCUCUUGCUGAGCCUAAAAGGACAACUGAUAUCAUAUUGGAGGCACUAAAGGAUACAGGGCAAAGAGGAAUAAUUGACCAUGGUUCGGGAAACCUAGGCACUUGUACAGAAGUUCCUGAAAAUGUUCUCCUUGUACAAGAUUACCCCCAUGAUUGGUUAUUUCUUCAAUGUUUAGCUGUGGUUCAUCAUGGUGGUGCUGGCACCACAAGCACCGGACUUAAAGCUGGGUGCCCUACAACCAUAGUACCAUUCUUUGGAGAUCAAUUUUUCUGGGGUGAGAGAAUACAUCAGAAAGGCCUAGGACCUGCACCUAUUCCAAUAUCUCAGCUAAAUUCUGCGAAUCUGUCGAAUGCUAUUAGAUUUAUGCUCCAGUCUGAGGUAAAAUGUCGGGCGAUGGAAAUAGCGGAACUUAUUCAAAGUGAAGAUGGUGUUGUGGCAGCCGUUGAUGCAUUUCACCAUCAUUUACCUCCAGAGUUGCCAAUUCCACCUCCAUCCAUAGAGGAGCAAGAACUCGCAAGCCCACUGCAGUGGGUUCUUCUUCAAAUCGAAAAGUGGUGCUGCCUUCCUUGUGGUUUAAGGCUUUGAUCCGCAAUGAUCACUACAUCUCAAGGAGCAAGACCUUUACGAGCAGCUGAUGGUGGCGGUGUGAGUGGUAACGAUGAUCUAAAAGUGCUGACUGCAG